UGAGAUGCCUUGGGAAAAAAGUGACUUUCUAAAAUAUCGUCGAUUUUAUUUUUCUUCCCAGAUUGCCUCACCUGCAUGCUUUUGCUGAACAGCACAUCAAAGGAUCUGUCCCACAGACCAACCAUCAUGCUGCAGAGGGCACGGAAGGCUCGGCCUUACACUAAAGCCCUGGAUGGAGGCUGGGGAUGGAUGAUUCUACUUCAUUUCUUCCUGGUGAAUAUGUUUGUGAUGGGGAUGAUGAAGAUGUUUGCAAUUUUCUUUGUGGUUUUCCAAGAAGAAUUUGAAAGCAGCUCCAAGCAAACUGGCUGGAUUGGAUUCAUCAUGUCAUCAGUUGGUUAUUCUGCAGGCCCCCUGGCUACCAUUGUUUGUGACCUAACCGGAGAGAAGACCGCCUCCAUUCUCGGGGCAUUCCUUGUUGCCGGUGGAUAUCUGAUCAGCAGCUGGGCUACCAGCAUUAGCUUUCUUUGUGUGACUAUGGGACUUUUACCUGGUUUGGGUGCUGCUUUCCUGUACCAAAGUGCCUCUGUGGUAGCUACCAAAUACUUCAAAAAACGACUGGCUUUUUCUACAGCUAUUGCCCGUUCUGGGAUGGGACUAACAGUUCUGAUAGCACCUUUUAUAAAAGUCUUGAUAGAUCUAUAUGACUGGACAGGUGCCCUUCUCCUACUUGGAGCACUCAUGAUGAAUUUGGUGCCUUCUAGUAUGCUCUUAAGACCCAUCCACAUUGCAGGCGAGAACAAUUCUGACAUUAAAAACAGAGGAAGCCGCUUGUCUACAAGUCAUCCAGGGGCAGGGUGUGCGACAGAAAUGCCAUCCUGCAAUGAGACAGGAGAGGCCACCGCCACCAGGGACGGUGCUAUGCAGAAGGCCAGACAACCUGGUACCAGUUUAACAGUCUCACAAAACAAAAACACAGAUGGAAACAGUGUGUUUCUAAUAACUAAUGAAGAAAGUUAUGAGAAAGAGGCGAUUUCAUGGAGCCGUAAGCCAAAACUCUUUGACAUUUCCCUUCUAAAAAAUCCCUUCUUCUACAUAUUUACCUGGUCUUUUUUCCUCAGCCAGUUGGCAUAUUUCAUGCCUACUUUUCACCUGGUAGCCAGAGCCAAAACACUGGGGAUUGACCUCAUGGAUGCCACCUUGCUCGUUUCAGUAGCUGGCAUCACUGAGACAGUCAGUCAAAUAAUCGCUGGAUGGGUUGCUGAUCAAGACUGGAUGAAGAAGUAUCAUUACCACAAGUCUUACCUCAUCCUCUGCGGCACCACUAACCUGCUUGCUCCUCUGGCCACUACAUUCCCACUGCUCAUGACCUACACCAUCUUCUUUGCCACCUUUGCUGGUGGUUACCUGGCAAUGAUACUUCCUGUGCUGGUAGAUCUGUCUGGAGGUUCUAGAAUACAGAGCUUCUUGGGACUUGUUGCUUUCUUUGCUGGGAUGGCUAUCCUUUCUGGACCAACUAUAGCAGGCUGGUUAUAUGAUUACACACAGACCUACACUGGCUCCUUCUACUUCUCUGGCAUAUGCUAUCUCCUCUCUUCAGUCUCCUUUUUCUUUGUACCAUUGGCUGAGAAGUGGAAAAACAGAGCCUGAGCAGAAAGAAAAAGGACUGCAAUCAAGCGAGAGCUUAACAAAACGAAAUCUAAACUAAGAAGUCACCGGAAACAAAAGCUUGGAAGAAAACAGUUCCCAGGGCACCUGCAUGGCUCAGUCAGUUAAGUGUCCAACUUUGGCUCAGGUCACGAUCUUGCAGUUCCUGAGU
Molecule: messenger RNA, 1756 nt
Organism: Suricata suricatta (meerkat)
Lineage: Eukaryota; Metazoa; Chordata; Mammalia; Carnivora; Herpestidae
Gene: SLC16A4
Product: solute carrier family 16 member 4
Exons: 9
Coding region: 76-1587 (503 amino acids)
Biological process (GO): monocarboxylic acid transport; transmembrane transport
Molecular function (GO): monocarboxylic acid transmembrane transporter activity
Source: RefSeq, a predicted model, not a curated record